GUGUGUGUGAGCAGCCCUGAAAGUACAGCACGGGCUUGAUGAUGAAGUGAGUGGCAGAAAAGAAAGAAAACCGUCCGUGGGGAAGCGGCGCUCACUCGAGUCGAGGUGUGGGUGGGCGAUGUGAACAAAUCCUGCUCGGAUCAGAUCUUGUUUCGGGGCCGAGCAGCAGGCUCGAGGUGAGGGAGCAGGACUUUUCCGAGCCUGUCGGUGCUCACGCUGGACAUCAGAUGACCAACUUCUGAAAAGUCGAUCCGCUCGAGACAUCACAACAACAUCAUGGCUGUCUCCUCACCCUCCUCUCACCUCCUGAUCCUUCUCCUAAUUUCCUGCCUGGACUGGCCGUCGACUCCAGCUUCGGCGUUUCUUUUGGACCGGGACCACAUGACAACAUCAGCUCCCACUGAGCCUCAUUUCACUGAAUGCAUCUCCAGGGAGCAGGAGACAUUUCGCUGUUGGUGGAGUCCAGGCACCUUCCAGAACCUGUCCUCCCCUGGAGUACUCCGAGUCUUCUACCUGAAGAAAGACUUUCCAACCAGCGAAUGGAAAGAGUGUCCCCAUUAUAACUAUUCAAACAGGGAAUGUUUCUUCGACGUGAACCACACAUCUAUUUGGAUCCCCUACUGCAUGCAGCUGCGCAGCCAAAACGCCACCUUUAUUAAUGAGGACGAUUGUUUCACAGUGGAAAAUAUUGUACGUCCAGACCCACCAGUGUCUCUAAACUGGACCCUCCUGAACAUAAGUCCCUCUGGGCUAAGUUAUGAUGUCAUGGUCAACUGGGAGCCCCCGCCCUCUGCAGACGUCGCGGCGGGCUGGAUGCGCCUUGAGUAUAAAAUCCAGUACAGAGAGAGAAAUGCCACAAACUGGAAAUCAUUGGCAACUCAGCCGCACACUCACCAGGGAAUCUACGGUCUGCACAUAGGCAAACAGUAUGAAGUGCAGAUCAGCUGCAGGAUGCAGGCCUUCACUAAGUUUGGAGACUUUAGUGACUCUAUCUUCAUUCACGUGACUGAGAUUCUCAGUGGAGAGAGUACGUUCCCGCUCACAGUUGUUCUUGUUUUCGGGAUCGUGGGCAUCCUCAUACUCAUCAUGCUGAUUGUCAUCUCUCAGCAGCACAGAUUCAUGAUAAUUAUUUUACCACCAGUUCCUGCACCCAAAAUUAAAGGCAUUGAUCCAGAGCUGUUGAAGAAGGGGAGGCUGGACGACCUGAAUUUGAUCCUGAGUGGUGGAGGUAUGGGUGGCCUGUCCACCUAUGCACCAGAUUUCUACCAAGAUGAGCCAUGGGUUGAGUUCAUCGACGUGAAUGCUGAGGAUGCAGAUGCUGGGGAGAAGGAGGACAACCAGGGCUCAGACACCCAGAGGCUCCUUGGCCUGCCCCAACAUGUCAGCCACCACAUGAACAGUGGAUGCUCCAACACCAUUGGCUUCCCUGAUGAUGACUCAGGCAGGGCCAGCUGUUACGACCCAGAUGUUCUCGACCAUGACACCCUAAUGAUGAUGGCCACUCUGUUGCCAGGCCAACCAGAGGAUGAAGAAGCCUCCCUCGCUGUUGAAGUGGACUCCCUCGCUGUUGAAGAAGGAGUCUCAACCUCAGAGAGGACCCUCAUCCAAACCCAAACCACAGGACCCCAGACUUGGGUCAACACAGACUUCUACGCCCAGGUCAGCAACGUCAUGCCCUCUGGAGGCGUGGUGCUGUCUCCUGGCCAGCAACUCCGCAUCCAGGAGAGCACCUCAGCCACUGAGGAGGAAACACUGAAGAAAGGGAAAGAGGGCGAAGACAACGAGGGGACCGCGGAGAAGAAGCAAAAAGAGCUGCAGUUUCACCUGCUGGUCGUGGAUCCCGAGGGAAGUGGCUACACCGCAGAGAGCACUGCCCGGCAAAUCAGCACUCCCCCUUGCUCCCGCAUGUCCGGUGAGGGGUACCAAACCAUACACCCGCAGGCAGUGGAGACCAAACCUGCAGCCCCAGUAGAAGAUAACCAAUCAUCUUAUAUUGUUCCUGACUCUCCCCAGUCCCAGUUCAGUGCUCCUGUUUCAGACUAUACAGUGGUGCAGGAGGUGGACACUCAGCACAGUCUGCUCCUCAACCCACCUCCCCGUCAGUCUCCCCCUCCCUGCCUGCCACAGCACCAACUCAAGACCCUACCUGCUAUGCCUGUAGGGUACAUAACCCCAGACCUGCUGGGGAACCUCUCACCAUGAAAUGACAAUGUGAUUGGACCUAAGGGUGCAAGGUUGAUUAACUAGGAAGUCCCCCAUAUUCACAAAAGCCUGUUUCGACCUAAUUCCUGCUGGAAACCAAAAAACCUGUAGCACACAGUGUGAUGAGCCUUUAAAGGUGUUUGUUUUCAGAGGGUACUGAAAGGGAGACAUGAGCUACGAGUUGUUGACUCUGCCUCGUCAGUUAAUGUGAUAUGGAGGUGACCGAACGUACGUGUUAGAAAAACCCUGUGGCUGUAAUGAGUCCAAAAAAAGUAUUAGCUCACUUCACUCCAGUCUCAUUGCAUCCUCUGGCUAAUUGUGUUUGGAGCAAUGACAUUACUGAAGUCUUAAUCUUGCUGAGACAUGUCAGUGUAUGAUUGACUGGGAGAAGAGAAGCACACUCUCGUCAUGCGUUUCACCCCCCAACACCAUGAAGAAGUCAUUGCUGUCGUUGAUACCUCUUGCUGGUGGAGAUGUUCAAAUCAUGGCUUAUUUUGUAUUCUUAAAUUUCUUAUUUCAUCUUGUCAUCUUAAAAGCACUUAGCUAGAAAUAUAUAUUUUUAUACGAAAAGAUAAAGCAAGAAUCGGCCCCUAAAUACAGUUCCAAACACAUCUAUGCAGUUUUACCUUACAUUCUUGGCUUCAUUUUGUUUCGUGGUAUGAUGGUUAAAUUUUAAUGAAUAAAUUGCCAAACAUAGGACGUUUUCAGACUUAAACUCCGAAAGGAUGUCCACAGGAUUGGUUCCGUACUUUCUUUGCUCGGAUGCGUUCAGGACAACACAGAAAUGUGAGUGUUCAGGUGAAGGACGUAACAUAUAAAUUCCGCUGCGGCGAUCACAUGUUUUUGUUUACAUCUAUACCAGCUUCAGUCCUAAUUGCCAGAAACUCUCUUAACAUCUUGGUGUAAGUCUUCUACGUGUGUGGCAUAGAUUUUUCAUCUGAAGAUAUUUGUUUUCUUUUAGUUUUUUUUUAAUUUUUGCAUGUUGGAAACAUCUUGUUCACUCCCACUCGCUCGCGGUGAAUCCUGUGUAAGAUUUCCUGCUACAGUCUGCAGACUUUAUACUUGGGGGGGCUGGCUGAAGAAAGUCUGGAGGCUCUCACUCUGACAUUUGCGUUCUCACACACAGCCUCUCCCUAGAGUGUCUGGAGUUCAGUGUGUGUCUGAAAGCAGCUAUACACUACAAAUUUACAACAAACAAAACACUUUUAGUAUUGCUGUUAAACUGCUUUCCUUCCUUGGGGGGUGUUGAAAGGCAUUCUGGGAAGUGGAUUAGCAAGUGAGGUGACAAAUAAAAGGGAAAUGACAACAUUUUAGCACAAACUGAUUCCGGAAAUGCAUUGAUAAUAUAUAACAGUCUGAUUAUACAUGUCCCCAACAUGGAGUUUAUAUUCUUUCAUUUUAUUUUGACAUGCACACUGUACUGUGAACAUACAUCACUUACAGUACUCAUCAACAUUUCUUAUAGUAUGUGGAAUGGUCUACUUAGAUUCAGUCACAGCUGGGAGCCGCUCAGUACAAAUAGUGCCGUACUACCACCAAGUGCCUUGCUUAAGGGCAUGUUAUUUUUCCACAAGGGAACACCUGGUGGUUUGGGAGAAAAAUAAAUACUGCAUUACACCAGACAGCAACAGCAAUCAAGUCUCACUUUUUCAAGCAGCACUCACUCCCUCACAAUCCAUCACUUUAAACAUGAUACCUUAGAGUCUAAGCUUUCAACUUGAGAGAUUUACUCCUCUCAUGUUGCAUCGUUAUUGCAGGGACAGUGACUGGAGCAAGUUGAGAGACUGUGAAAGUGUGUAAAAGCUGUAAUUAGCUAACAUUUUAUACUUAUUUACUGCCAAGUACACCGUGUUAACCACAUGUGCUGUGAUAGUGUUAUUGGCUUGCCUUAUACGUGUGCUGAGGCAUGCAGAUGUCAUUGGGAUUUGUGCACUUAUGCAUUGCUACAGUAUAUUCUGUAUAUGUACUGCUAUGUAGGUGAAGCCUCUCUGCAUAGAUUGACUACGAAAAGCAUGCACAUGCACUUACGCAGUAACAUGCAUGCACACACACACACACACACACAAACACACACAGCUACAUAAUAAAUAUUUGCCUUAAUUGACUGAUUUAAUUUUGCCUUCCUGACAUAGGCAUUAGCAUUAUGAUCUAAAAAUAGUCUAAGAAAAUAGUUGUGAGGAUGUUGAUUGUCUGAGGCCAUUCAACUGUAAUUUGCAUGUUACUCUUGUAAAACUGACCACUAUUUCCAAACGAAAAUGCUGAUCAGGGCCAGAAGGGCUGAGAUCCAGGUUCUGGUAUGAUAGAGUGAAAACAAAAAAGUAGAUUUAAUUCGGCACAUGUAUGGAUUUAUAGUUAUUUUAACCUUAUGAUAUUCUUAUAAUAAACAUGUUUAGGGUAUCGUUUUGGCAGAAUCUGUCUCCUAGUCACUGAGCUUGCUCUUGGUUCGUCAACAGUGUUUGGCUGUGUGGCUUUGUAUGUUUUCAUUCUUUGAAUUAUAGACAUUGACAAUAUGCCUGUGACACACACAGCAGCAUAGCACACUGUACACAAUAAGCUACAUUAGUAAAGGUUGGGCCAUAUGCAUGUUGUGUUGCGACACAAUGAACUUUCAUUUGCGAAUGAGUCAGAGAUGAACACAUCUCAUUAUAAACAAAACAUACUUCGCAGUGAAAAGAAAAAAAAACCAUAUCCUGCCUUUGAAUUAUCCUUUUGAUAAGCAGGCCAGGGACUCACAUAGAAACGGUCUAUUUUGUAUCAGACAAUCCCAUAAUGUUGAGAGACAAAGCAAGAGCCAUAGAAUGACAAUAAAGAAAAUGUGAAUAUAAUAAACUUGCCAUUUCUCUCUUCUCUAUACCUCUCCUUUUUUUAUUUGAAGAGCUCAGUGUUCUGUUGUUGCUGCCUUUAGUGCUGAUGAUACCAGCAAGUCAAUGCUGUUGCAGAAAUGUCUUAAUAUAUUUACUAGUGCUGUAAAAUUACAGGUAUAUAUUUUUAAAACGUCAUUAAUGUUUCUAAUCACAACAUGUUGCUGCUCGGUACAUGAACCUUUUCCUGCAUAAAGCCUUACUCUGGUAGGAGGGUGUCAUCUAACACUUUAAAUGCUGAGGUGAUGAAAAACCUGCCAAAUGGAUGAUACUGAUUUCUGGAAAUGUGUUACAGCAACAAUCAGACAGUUUUUUUCCCACACGAUGCUCAUCCGACUCCCACCAUUCCCAUCCAAAGAUCCCCAGAAGGCUUUCUGUUUAUAUGAAGGAAGAUCAGACAAUAGAAAAAGUACUGCUAAGCUUUUAUUGUUUUCUUUUUCCAGAUGUACCCUGGUGAUUGUGAAUGUGUGCAAACUGGAAGAAGUGAUGCAAUUAUGAUAAUGAGGAAACGUUAUAAAAAUAAGGAGGAGCGGUGGUGCUUUUUAUUACAGGUGUUUACUGCAUUGUGUCUGCAUCUUUUUUCAUUUUUGUUGCCAUUACCAGUUCACAAUGAGCUAAUUCUUAAUGUAGUGUAAAAGUUUGCAAUGGUUAUUUCAAGCUUAUAAAUGUUACAACAAACUUUAGAGCAAGCACUUUGUACACAUACAGUGUAUGUCUGAUCUUUUAAAAUAGUAUUCAGAUUUUGUAUAUCGGACAAUAUCGAGUCUAUGAAUUACAUGUUAUUACAAGCAGAGUUAUAUAUAUAUUUUUUUUCUUUCAGCACAAUAAUCUGAUUUUGAGGACCCUUCAGUAUCGGUAGAGUUAAGUUUUGUUCAACAGAGUUUAUGUUCAUAGGAUUUUUUUUUACACUACUAGAUUGUUAGGGUGAUGUACUGUAAUGGAGUAUUUAAUAUUUGCUAAAAGAUUUUUGGAUAGAUGAUAGAGCAGAUAGUCUUUGAGAGAAAAUUGUUCUACUGUAACUCUACCUUUGUCGCACGUCUCCCGCUAUGUGAUUUCAGCAUUUUCAUGAUAAAAGUGCAUUUAAAUGGGGCUGAAGUGUUUUAUAAUGAUUUGUCCUGACCAUGUUUUUUUGUGUCGGUUGAAGGGUGGCUUUUGUCACCAUGCUUAGCCUUGAAAUUAUCAUGAGCGCUGGAAUCUGUGCUGGUUUUUAAUCUUUAUGUCAAAAUAAAAGAGACUCAUGCCAGAUAAACAGUUGGAUUCUCUGUAGUAUAUAUGCUUUUUUUUUAAUGAAUAAGUUCAGUGGCUCCGAUCUUUAUUUCUGAUCGUGUUUUAUUUAUUUGUUUGCUCAGAGCCCUCCCAUCACCCUACUACCUGCAGUGGACAGGCAGCAUGACUCACAUGUGCUGUUAUUCUCUGAGGUGUGUUGUUCAGGCUCACGGCACCAGAAAUAUCCCACAUGUCAGAAUUGAGGACAGCUGCAUUGCGUUCUCCAGUGUUAAAACAUCAGUUUGCAUUGGCCUGACUAAUUGAUUAUGACUUCACUAUAUUUUUUUGCCCUCCUGACCUUGGAGCCACUGUCCUUGUCUGUUCGCUGUUGUUUUACUCGAGGCAGAGUGUUGAACGUUGAUUAUUUGAUAUUGUUCUCUUACCAGUUGAGCCUUUCUGGUGUUGUAUGUGUGAUCGAUAAGCUCUCAAAAAGUAACUCAAUAAAUGUACAUAC
Paralichthys olivaceus (Japanese flounder) is the source of this 6783-nucleotide messenger RNA. RefSeq names its product growth hormone receptor a (gene ghra). Gene Ontology annotation, cellular component: external side of plasma membrane. Gene Ontology annotation, biological process: cytokine-mediated signaling pathway. The record is from RefSeq and is a predicted model, not a curated record. Gene Ontology annotation, molecular function: protein binding; cytokine receptor activity. NCBI's taxonomy places the organism in Eukaryota, Metazoa, Chordata, Actinopteri, Pleuronectiformes, Paralichthyidae.